AUGAGCAGGGCAAGAGACGGGACACGAUGCGCAUGCGCAAUGUCUGAAAAUAAGGAAGUUGAUUUUCCAUGUAAACAAUGUCGGGCUGACACUGAAGGAGCAUUCUGCGUUGCAGAAAAGCAUUAAAUGUUUUUAUUAUCUGAUACCUCAAGCGAAGCUCCCACUCUGUAAUGAAGGCAGCUAGAAGCAACAUGGUGGGUGCUGGAAACAACAAAGUGAAGUAUUCCCGGCUGGCUGCUGAUGAGGACGGUUACAUAGACCUACAAUUCAAGAGAAGCCCUCCAAAGAUCCCCUACAAGGCCAUCGCCCUAGCAGUGUUCCUGUUUGUGAUCGGCUCCCUGCUGAUCGUCUUCGGGGCCCUUCUUCUGUCGGGAACCAUAAAGGUUGAGCAUCCAGAUCGCACCAUCCCCGUCAUCAUCAUAGGGCUCCUCGUUUUCCUUCCUGGCUUUUACCAUUUGAGAAUCGCCUACUUUGCAGCCAAAGGUUACCGAGGUUACUCCUACGACGACAUCCCAGAUUUUGGAGACUAAUCACAGCGACUACAUGUUCAUCCUGAGACUUGUCUGCUGCUGUUUACACAGACACUGUUGAAUGUAUGUAGCUUAGAGUGAUGUGCACUGUGGAGACCUGCGCCUCUCCUCAGGUCUGCCUUUAGUUCCACACAGGCUUUAACAGAUUUUUAUAAUCCUGCCUGGUUUAUCCUCUGCCCUCUGCUGUAUUACCUUCAACACCAAAGCUUGAUGGACCUUGGAGUCUUUUUCUAUUCUACUUUAUUGACAGAUUUCCAAUGAAUGGAGCAUGACACAUGAGCUGAGCAGCACUUCUCUGUUACUCGCUGUCCGUUCAUCCACUGACGACAGACCUUGGAUGAGUAGCAUCACACACAUGCAAAAUGGAGCUUGAGCUCAUUAGGUAGAAAGUUCAUGAGCCUGUUACUGUUACUUAAUGUCCUGCACACAACUGGUUACUGGAGUCUGAUCUUCAGUAAAUAGUCAUUUCUAAUCGGUCAUAUGUAUUUCUGUAGUAGGACUGUAUCUGCCUUCUGUUGAGGGUCACUUACUUUGCACAAUUAAAUAAAACACUUUUGCUUUUA
Betta splendens (Siamese fighting fish) is the source of this 1093-nucleotide messenger RNA. It is a transcript of the gene tmem230a, whose product is annotated as transmembrane protein 230a. The coding region runs from base 171 to 530 and encodes 119 amino acids. Gene Ontology annotation, cellular component: synaptic vesicle; endomembrane system. Gene Ontology annotation, biological process: synaptic vesicle transport. Lineage: Eukaryota; Metazoa; Chordata; Actinopteri; Anabantiformes; Osphronemidae. The transcript is spliced from 4 exons. The record is from RefSeq and is a predicted model, not a curated record.